Messenger RNA from Agrilus planipennis (emerald ash borer), 1063 nucleotides. RefSeq lists its product as uncharacterized. Gene Ontology annotation, cellular component: septate junction; membrane. Bases 80 to 760 code for a protein of 226 amino acids. Gene Ontology annotation, biological process: septate junction assembly; regulation of tube size, open tracheal system. The record is from RefSeq and is a predicted model, not a curated record. The transcript has 3 exons. NCBI's taxonomy places the organism in Eukaryota, Metazoa, Arthropoda, Insecta, Coleoptera, Buprestidae.
CAAUGGUUUCAGUUUAUUAUUAUUUUUAGGUGUGUACUGUGGUAAACAAAUAUUAGCAGGUGGUUUUUAAAUUUUCAAAAUGACCGUACAAAAAAACGAUUAUCCUAAAGCACCUAAUACUCUUGUGCAUGGAGCACUUUUAACGUACAUUGCGGGAUUAUUACUUCUUAUUGCUUUUUGCAGUCCCUACUGGGUCCAGUCAUUUCAUGAUACUUAUUCAAGUUUCAAGCACAUGGGUUUGUGGGAGUAUUGCUUCGAUAGUUUUCGCUACCCGUACUAUCAAUUUGACCAUCUUUUCAAUGGGUGUCAUCAUAUUUUCAGCCAGGAAUACUAUGUGAUUCGAGAAUGGUUAUUACCACCAUGGCUCAUGUUUGUUCAGGCAUUCGUUACAAUUGGUUUUUUGUUAAGUUUUGGUUCACAAAUCUUAAUGGCAUUGCAACUAUGUCGAUGGCCUUUAGAAUUUGUUCUACAGUAUGAAUGGAUUUUAACAGCAAUAGACUUUAUCUGCACAGCAAUUACAAGUGUGCUACUAUUUCUUGCUGUUGCUGUUUUUGGUGGUUCUCAUUUUCGAAGAGACUGGCUCAUGUAUCCUAACUGGAACUAUCUCAGCUGGUCUUAUGGUUUGGCUGUGAUUUCAUUCUUUUUCCACGGAUUUGCAGCUCUUUUAUUGUAUCGCGCAGCAAAGCAAAGUUACGAGAAGAGACGCGAAGCACGAAAUUUAAUUAUGCAAAUGCAUCCUGAACAACAGUCAACAUGGUAGAACACCUUAUUUCAUUACAGACAUAUAAAAACGGAUAUUUUUUAUAUUUAUAGCCCUUCUGCGCAAUUAAGUUCUAAGUUUAUGAUUAUGUUAUAUUAAUACUGUAUGUUUAAAAAAUGUAGAUUAAUGGCUUUGAUGCUUUUAAGCACGCGCAAAUUAUAUAGAUGGCCUGUUUUGUUAUGCUUGCAGCAAUUAGGGGAUUCUAAAAAGAACCUGACGAAUUGAAGUUUUGAAGGGAGCGUUUGUUAUAAUAUUAUUUACGGUUUUUUCAAUUACCUUUUUCUUUUAUAUUUUAAAUUUCAA